CUCAUUACCAUCCUUGUUCUUUCAGUCUGCUGAUUUGGACAUUACCUUGUCUUCAUUCUUUGGCCCAAAGAUUCACAAUUUCGAAUACUUUAUUUCUACGAUUACAUAACCACCGCUAUUUAAGAUUAACUACUUAAUUUAUUAAUUAGACUAGGACAUAAUUGCUUGCAAGACGAAUAGUCAUGCCUACCUUUCUUUUUUUUUUGAUGAGAUAGUCAUGCCUGCUUAAUAACCUUAAAACUAUAACCUAUAGGGUCGCUAAAAAGCCUUACCAAUUGUUUUUCUUUUCUUUUCUUUUCUUCUCACAAACCCAAAAAUGGGAGAUCUUCAUGUUCGAAACCCCCUUACACAGCCAAGUCCCCCACCACCACUACUGCAACCAAAAUCGAACAUGCCCAUGUUAUAUUAUGGUCUUGUGGUUAUUGGGACCGCAGCUCUUGUGUUAGCACUAUACAACCUUAUCAUCAUCAAGUGGUGCACACAGCGCAAUAGCCAGAGACAACAGAGACCAAACCCUUUCUUAGAAAUCUCAACAAGUAAUCAUGAGGGCUAUGAAAACAACUUGAACAGGAACUUGUUGUUGUUGUCUAGUUUCAAGUACAAGAAAGAAAGUGGAUUGGCACAAGAUCAACAAGGUGGUGGUGGUGGUGGUGAUGUUGUUGACUAUGAAUGUGCGGUUUGCUUGUCGGUUUUUGAGGAAGGCGAAGAAGUGAGGAAACUGCCACGGUGCAAGCACUCCUUUCAUGCUUUGUGCAUAGAUAUGUGGCUCUACUCUCACUCCGACUGUCCUCUUUGUAGGGCACCCGUGGGUUUAAGGUGUCAACGACAUGUCGUGUAUACACAGCAAGCCAGUUCUCGAGGUUUGGUGGAUUCAAACACCACCGUUUGAUUUUGAUUUUAAUUUAUUUCUUCUUAUAAAUUUCUUUGUCCAUGUUUGUUGAUUGGGAUGGGAAAUUUGAUAGCCUUGAGUGUAUGGUGGGGGGUUGGUGUCUGUGGGCCUAUUAGGAAGAUAAGAAUGUAAUAUCUAGGAAGCAAAUUGCACUAAUGGGAUAUAAGAUGUUUUGUAUCAUUUAUGCCUGGAUUAAGUUAGAUGAACCAACCGUGGAGGUCCACUAUGUACAUAUCACUCAUAAUUUUUUGUGCAAAGAUCUUAGUUCCAAUUA
Messenger RNA from Quercus robur (English oak), 1163 nucleotides. RefSeq names its product RING-H2 finger protein ATL46-like. NCBI's taxonomy places the organism in Eukaryota, Viridiplantae, Streptophyta, Magnoliopsida, Fagales, Fagaceae. Gene Ontology annotation, biological process: protein ubiquitination. Bases 317 to 889 code for a protein of 190 amino acids. The record is from RefSeq and is a predicted model, not a curated record. The transcript has a single exon.